Salvelinus fontinalis (brook trout) is the source of this 2427-nucleotide messenger RNA. RefSeq lists its product as uncharacterized. NCBI's taxonomy places the organism in Eukaryota, Metazoa, Chordata, Actinopteri, Salmoniformes, Salmonidae. The transcript has 8 exons. The record is from RefSeq and is a predicted model, not a curated record. Bases 611 to 2068 code for a protein of 485 amino acids.
GAAGUUGGGGUUAUUGUUGUUGGAGUUGGUGGAGUGGCUUGCUAGUUGCUAGUAAGUCCCGUGUCCUAUUUUUUUUACGUGAGUAAUAUGUAUGUUGUCCAGUAUUUAGAGGACUACAUAGUAGACGUUGUGUAUGAACGCCAGACAAUUUUGAAUGGGUUUUGUCACAGUCGGUUGGACUUUGCAAAUCUAUUCUGUUUUGCCAGUUAGCUAACGUUAGCUAGCGUAACUUCCGAUUUUUGCUUUCGCGUGUCAGUACAACAACAGACAUAUGACAGCUUGCUAAAGUUGCAUUCAGAUGUUUAGCAAGUGUCACACUUUCUCAAGAUGCUGCAUUCAAAUGUGUAUGUAAUGCAUUUACGUUUGCAGUGUGCCUAUGCUUUCAUUUAGCUAACAAGCUAGAGCAGGGGUGUAUUCACUAGGAACGAAACGGAGAGGGUCCUACCUGAAUACGUCCAAUAUAACAUAAUGUUUUCGCUGUAAAAAGUUGUCCGAUGCAAAACGUUUUGGACUAAUGAUUACACCCCAGAUAUAGUAGCGCUGUUUUGUUUGCGCGUGGUCACUGUGAACUUUAAUCUAUUGUACAUGACAGUGCCAGGCUGCCUGCAUCAUGUCACUGCUUAGCCUUGUGGAUCAAGCCAUCAAGUUGUGCAAAGUAGAGGAGAUCAAGAUAAACGAGAACAUCCUUCAAUACAGGGAGAUACUGCGUUCUUUGAGACCACAGCAGGAAGACUGCAAGGAAAUAGAACUGACAGAUGAUGUUGAAAAGGACCCAGAUGUCCAACUGGAGGAGAGACGGGAGAUGGAACUGCUGAAUCGAUUGCUGGAGAAGGCCCUCAGAGUUCGCGUUGGCACAGCACCCCAAAAAGACCCUCAGAACUGUACAGGACCAAAGAAAGAACCAGUGGACACUACACAGGGAAAGGGAAGGGCUCUGACCCCAGGUGGCACCAAAGGGAAUAAAAAUGGCAUUAAAACUACCUCCAAACCCAUCACGAUGGACAAAAAAGAGUCCAAAAAGUAUUCUGCGUCCCAUCUCUACAGGGGUGGAAGGGGGAGGAUGGGUCAUCCGGUAGGUCUUUCAGGACAAGGCAGGGCAAGCAUGAUCAGAAGCUCUGUCCAGAUCCAGAAACGAUCUGUCGUGUCAUCAAAGGAGUUUCCACCCGAGUCCUCUGGGAAGGCAGUGAAGCAGGCUGGUCCUCCAGGUCCUGUGUCACAUAAUCAGGGUCAAUCACCGCAGGCCUCAUCAGCACAUCAUCAGGUUGAGGUGUCCCACAGGUGGUUGUCAGCUGUAGCCACUUCCUUCCAGCCCCCUAACGGGGACACGGUGUCUGUUUCACACAUGGAGGGGAUGCCAAAAGCACAUGUAAUUUCACCUCCACAGAAUGGGUUAUGGGACAAAGUCCUGGCUCUACAAUCCAAACCUGUGGCGGAGAGGAGUCACUUCACGGAGAGAGUGAAAGCCACUUUCCCCAGAGAGUGGCCAACCAGUGGCAGUCCGGCCGACACCGGGGCUCAGGUGGACAGACUGACACAGCUUUGCACGGAUCUGAGUCAUUGCUACCAGAGCGAGCGGCUGCUGCUGCUGACUGGCCAGACCUUCAGAACCUCUGGCACUGAGCCAGGAACAUGCCAGAAGAGGGAAUAUGAGACCUUGCUGAUGCUGGAAGGCCUGGACAAGAUGGUGGCAGACCUCCGGAAACAUGCUGGACAGCUGAGAAAAGAGCGGGAGGCAUGGGAUCGAUGGAGGAGGCCGAAGGGGGAAGGAGCGGGCGCGUUCUGCCCCGUCAGAAGUAAGGGCGAGUGGGGUGACCUGAGUGGGGUGACCCCCUUGCCCCCCACCCUGACCUACACCAGCCAGGCAGAGCUCCAGGAGGUGGAGAGGCUGAGGUUGCGAGUUGAGCUGCUACAGCAGGAGGUGCACCUGCAUCAGGCUCUGUCUGACACCAUGGUCAUGCCCUCCGCUCCUGGACUUCCCAACCCCGCCGCGCUCCGUGACAUUUACUCCCUGCUUGGAGAGGGAGGGGUGAUGUUUCCUACUCUGGUUCUGGACACAGAACCUGACUAAAGGAACAGGCCAAGUCACCUGGGUCAUGUUUAUUAGGGCACACAAUGCAGCAGAAAACAAAAAUGAAAGUUUCUAAUUGGAGAAGUCCAGGUAGCCCCUCCCUGUUUCAUUCGGUCUUCUUCCAUUUGGUGCCUAAUGAACACGACCAAGAAAGACUAUUGAAGAAUAGACCAAUGAAUGUCUAAGGAGGGGACACUGAGAACAGAGGAAGAAGGAUGGAGAAUCUUCUGAAAAGGAUUUUUGUGUUUUGGGAAUGUCAAUCUGUGUAUUUAUUUGGAGUGAUUGAGCAUUUUGGUUAUACAUUGUUCAUUUUUGUAUAUUGUAAGACUCUUAUAAUUAGAUUAAAUUAUUCAAAUUGA